AUGGCGGAAGCAGUUCUCUUCAGCCUUGCCACUAACAUACUGAAAAGCCUUGCAUCUGAAAUGGCGGAACUUGGAGGCUCCUUUGCUUCUCAGCAGAUACAGUUGCUCUGCGGCGCAAAGGACGGGCUCCAAAGCCUUAGGGGCACCGUCCAGACCAUCCAAGCGGUGCUUUUGGAUGCCGAGAAGAAGCAAUGGCAUAACAACCAGGUCAAGCUCUGGCUCAAGAGGCUCAAGGAUGUGUUGUACGACGUCCAGGACUUGCUCGACGAUGUCGCCACAGAAGAUCUGAGGCGGAAGGUCACCCCCGGCAACGAGAUGUCGAAAGCGGUACGCUUUUUCUUCUCUAAGUCGAAUCAGCUCGCACACCGUGUCAAAGUGACUAAUAAGAUUCAGGAACUUAGGAAGAAAUUGGAUCGGAUUAAAAAUGAUAGGACGUUCCAUUUAGAGGAGCGUCAGAGUGAGGAAACAACGGCCAUUGGGAGAGGAAGGAAAACUGAAAUUUUCGCGCCCGACAGAGCAAUAAUUGGCAGGGAAAACGACAGAAAAAUGAUCAAACACCUAUUGUUUGAUUCCUCCUCUACCCGGAGUGUGUCAGUUGUUGCCAUCGUUGGUAAAGGAGGUCUUGGAAAAACUGCACUUGCACGACUAGUGUACAACGAUGGGGAGGUAAAAGAACAUUUUGGGCUUAAGAUGUGGGUGUGUGUGUCUGAUGUCUUUGAUGUGAAUUCGAUUGUCAAAGAUAUUCUUAAAUCAGCGAACUGUCAAGAUCUUGAGAAUAAGACUUUAGACCAAUUGCUGAAUCUUCUUCAUGAGACUCUGAGUAGGAAGAAAUACUUGCUUGUUUUGGAUGACUUGUGGAAUGAAGAUCGGAAUAAAUGGUUGAAGCUUGGAGAUUGGCUGGAGGGUGGUGAACGGGGAAGCAAGAUACUUGUAACCACUCGUAGCCACACAGUUGCGAAGGUCACGGAUGCGAAAUCGGUUAUCCAUGAUCUUCCUGGCUUAUCUAAAGAUGAGUCAUGGAAUUUAUUCAAGAAAAUGGCUUUUGGAGAUGGGGUAGAAUCAUCAGACUCGGAACUGGAAUGGAUGGGUCUAGAUAUAGUUAAGAGAUGCGCUGGGGUUCCCCUCGCCAUUAGAACUAUAGGAGGCCUUUUGUACGGCAAAAACAAAGAUGAAUGGGCCCGUUACAAGGUGCAUGAACUUCCAGAAAUACCAGAAAUUGAUGAGGCUGAUGAUGGAAUUAUGCAAGUCCUCAAGUUCAGUUAUGAUCAUCUCCGGUCAUGCUUGAAACAUUGUUUUGCAUAUUGCUCGUUGUUUCCGAAAGAUUAUGUCUACCGUAAAGAGAGGAUGAUACAUUAUUGGGUGGCACAAGGCUUUAUUGAGUCACGCAAAGGGGACGACAACCUUGAAGUGGUCGCUGGCAAUUACUUGUCAGAACUACUAUGUAGGUCAUUCCUUGAUGUUGCAAGCAAAGGUGACGAUGGUGAGGUCCCGACUUUCAAGAUGCAUGAUCUCAUGCACGACCUUGCCCAAAAAGUUGCUGGAGGUGAAUGCAAGAUCGUUAAUUUUAAUGAAGGAGUUAGUGAUGGAGGAAUUCGCCAUGGGUCGUUUAUUGUAGGUACUUUCUCGUAA
Messenger RNA from Rhodamnia argentea, 1629 nucleotides. RefSeq names its product putative disease resistance protein RGA3. NCBI's taxonomy places the organism in Eukaryota, Viridiplantae, Streptophyta, Magnoliopsida, Myrtales, Myrtaceae. Gene Ontology annotation, biological process: defense response to other organism. The transcript has a single exon. The record is from RefSeq and is a predicted model, not a curated record. Gene Ontology annotation, molecular function: ADP binding. The coding region runs from base 1 to 1629 and encodes 542 amino acids.